UAUUUCAGAAAAAUUAGUGGCUUCUUUCUGCUCUAUAGGUAAUUAUAGUUGUCACUUUUUUUUAGUAGAGAUACUGACUAGUAUUCUGAAUUUUAUUAUUUUCUUCAACGACUAUUAAUAAGAUAAAUUUGGGCGGAGUAAGUUAUAUAUUGUGAAUUUGUCUGUGGACUUGUUAGGAUAUCCUUUAAAGUAUUAUGGCCGAGAUUGAUUUAACAGAGAAGUUUUGUGAUUGAGAUCUGAAAGUUUUCCCACCAGCUGAUCCUUCCCCUAAAAUGCUAAUCUUUUUACAUUGUUAAGUUAUUUUCCAGUGUUUUGAGAUGUACAGUUUGUGGUUUACUCUGGUCUGCUUCUAUCUGGUACAUCAGCAUUCUUUAUCUUCAAGCUGUAAGUUUGAUGCAAGACUACUACUGUGUGCUUCUGGCAGGAGUUACAAAGAAUUGAUGACCAAGUGCAACACCCUUGGGAGGGGGGAGGCUCGUUCUCUUAGUAAGCUUGAGAAGGCCAUAGAGAAGAUAGAUAAGCUCAAGGCAAGGGUCCAAGAGCUUGAGAUGGCUGUUGAAGCAAGAGACAAUGAAAAUUUGAGAACUUUGAGAGCUUCCAAGAAUUUUGAAGUUGAAUCUGGAAUAGGUGUUAGUAAAGAACUGAAAUCUGUCAAAUGCUCAUACGAGAAUCAGAAAAAGGAACUUGCCGAUACAGUAGUGCAUUUGCAUCAGGUCACUGGCUAUGGUCAUGAUUCUCGUCGAGGGGAAAAACGGAAGGUUAUGUGUAGUGAUGUGAGUGAAAAAGAUACAACAGAUUGUAUCAUAGCUAGUUGUCUUGACCAAGAUAAUCGGAAGAAAAACCCUUUCCAGGAAAAUAAGGAUGGUGGCAUUUUGGAGACUUCCAGUUAUAUGCAUCAAGUAUCAAAUCGAAAACUUAAUCCACUAGUUGACCAUAAGAAGGCAGUCCACGAGAACAUUUUAUCAAGAUUGAAGGUAAGUUCGGGGAUUGCAGAUGCAACUCAAGUAAAGGCAUCAGAUAACAAGGAUGAACUCUCAGGCUUAAAGAAUUGUGGCAAGAACAGUACAGUAAACAUGCCACCUGUAACUAUUCUUGAUGACGAUGAUCUUCUCCCUCUAGAUGACUUUACUCACCGUGAGCCCUCCUUUCACAUCAGAAAAGGAACUUCAGCUCCAACUUCACUGGCCGAACUAGGAGACCAUUGCUUCUCUGGUGGAUUAUUAGGCCCUGAUGGAACAAACAGGCACUUGGGAAAAUGGUGUAAGAAGGUGCAGAACAAGGGAUCUGCAGGGUUGCAAGGAUCAGGUGCAGGUUCAGGUGAUUUGAUUUCUGUGGGAGCUGAUGGCAGAGGUGGUAGGAUUAAAGUUCUCCGAUCUAUAAAUCAGGCCUCUCUGGACAAGGAGAGUACAGUAUCAAUAAAGAGAUGCAAGUCCGGCACGAAAACAGGUAGUUCACAGUCUCAAGGAUGCUUGCAAAUAGAACAUUUCUUCAGAAGGGCUGGUCAAUAGCACAUGUAGAACUCUGCGUAUUCAUUCAUAGGGUAAAAAUGAUCAGCAGCCAUUCAGUUUUCAGUUUUUAGAUUUGUUGUGUUAGCUAGAUCUGUUUUUACUAUUUUUGACUGAAAAAUACAGAAACAAAGAGAUCAAUGUGUUGAGCUAAAUUAAGUACAUAUUUUGUAGUUUACAUCAAUAUUCAUUCAGGCAU
Solanum stenotomum is the source of this 1704-nucleotide messenger RNA. RefSeq lists its product as uncharacterized. The coding region runs from base 318 to 1508 and encodes 396 amino acids. The transcript is spliced from 4 exons. The record is from RefSeq and is a predicted model, not a curated record. Lineage: Eukaryota; Viridiplantae; Streptophyta; Magnoliopsida; Solanales; Solanaceae.